AUGAAAAAACUAUUAAAAAAAGAAUCAAAAUCUAUAUCAAAAAAAAUUGAUAAUGAAACAGAAUUUAAACAUGAUAUGCCUCCUUUGAUUAUAUCUGAAAAUUUUUUAAACCUCAGUGAGAAUGCUUCUUUAUUAAGCAGUGAAAAACUUUUAUAUUGGGCAAGAAGAAGAAUUUACAGAAAAAAGGCUUUUCAACCUAUUGUCGAACAAAUUGAACAUGUCACAGAAGAAGUUGUUGCCACUUCUGAAGGAGAGGAGUGGAAUGUUGAAAAACUGUCUGGUUUAACCGGCAUUAAAGAAGAUUUUGAACCUUCCUCAAUGCAAGUUAAACAAGAAGAUUUUUCGGUGAUUCCUGUUGCUGUGGUUGAAUCUUUCGAAGGGAGACGUUGUAACCUUCGUUGA
This is a messenger RNA of Dentiscutata erythropus, 402 nucleotides long. The record is from the annotation of a GenBank genome assembly. NCBI's taxonomy places the organism in Eukaryota, Fungi, Glomeromycota, Glomeromycetes, Diversisporales, Gigasporaceae.